Molecule: messenger RNA, 10422 nt
Organism: Drosophila subobscura
Lineage: Eukaryota; Metazoa; Arthropoda; Insecta; Diptera; Drosophilidae
Product: serine-rich adhesin for platelets-like
Exons: 10
Coding region: 283-9423 (3046 amino acids)
Cellular component (GO): endoplasmic reticulum
Source: RefSeq, a predicted model, not a curated record
GACCUCUCAGCUGUGUGCCUCGUUAGUGCGGAAUAGGAAAAGCCUACAAACAAAAUUCAAGCUGAACGCUGAAAAAAUCCUCGCUAGCGUCACGCAACGUGCAUGCCACAGCAAAACAACAACAACAACCACAACGACAACAACAACUAAAACAAAAAUGUAAAACAAUAACUAGAGAAUCCCCACAACAAGAACAAACUACUUACAACUACAACAAAGAGUCGCUGAGACAAGGGCAGUGGCUGAAACCAUAGCAUACCGACAGGCGCACGUUUACUUAACAUGGUUUGCAUACUGCACGGAUAUUACGAUGCACAGCCUAAAAUGCGUUUUAGCCUCUCACCACCGCCACAGAAAGCCAUUUGCAGCAGCGCUGCCAGCCUAACCUCCCCCACCACCACCAGCAGCAGCAGCAGCACCACCCUAAGCACCACCAGCAACAAAAAUAGAAGCACCACCAACCAGCACAACAUGCUGACACGCAAUGGAGCAGCAGGAGGAGGAGGAGGAGCUGGCUCCACUGCUGCUGCUGUCACCGAUGAGGAUGCUGCGUCGGAUUACAAUCAAUGGCUGCAUGCCAUGAAGCUGGUCGCCCGUCUGCCCGGUGGCACCCCACCCGAAUUCCGGCGCAAGCUGUGGCUCUCGCUGGCGGACAAGUACCUCAAGUCGAAGAACGUGGACUGGGCCAAGCAGCGGGAAAAGUGCUUCUGCGAGGAGUGGCGCGAGGAUGACGAGGAGCUGGGCAUACAAAUCGUUAAGGACCUGCAUCGCACUGGCUCCAAUUUGUGCACUGGCCCCGCGGGAUCCAUCAACCAGGCCAAGCUGAAGCGCAUUCUGCUCGGCUAUGCCCGCUACAAUCCGGAGGUUGGCUACUGCCAGGGUUUCAACAUGCUGGGCGCUCUGAUACUGCAGGUCAUGGACAAGGAGGAGGAGGAGUCCAUGAAGGUCAUGAUCUAUCUGGUUGAGGGUGUGCUGCCGACGGGCUACUUCUACGGCUCGAUGGGCGGCCUCCAGGCGGACAUGGGCGUGUUCCGUGAGCUGAUGCAAACGCGUCUGCCGCGCCUCGCCAAGCACCUGCAGCGCCUGCAGGGACCCGUGGAGAAUGCCUUUGAGCCGCCCUUGACCAAUGUCUUCACCAUGCAGUGGUUCCUCACCAUGUUCUGCACCUGCCUGCCCAUGUCCUGUGUGCUGCGCGUCUGGGAUCUGGUGCUCAUCGAGGGCAGCGAUGUUCUACUCCGCACCGCACUCGUUCUCUGGAGCCUCCUCGAAGAACGCGUGCUCAGUGUCCGUUCAGCCGAUGAGUUCUAUGGCAAAAUGGGUUCCUAUUCGAGUGAGCUGCUUAACGGCCAUUUGAUCGAUUCGAAUGGACUGAUCGAAAGAGUCGUCAAGCUAGGACCCAUUGCAGAUCUCAGGCAGUUGAGGGACAAGCAUCUGUACAACAUUGCCCCACUCCGACACAAGCAGGGAAUGCAACUGUACUACGAUGACGAGGAGACGCAUUCGGAUGAGGAGCGCAUUGCGGUGGCCACCGUCUGGGGCCUGAACUGGGGCCGUCGCGGCUCCGUGGGACCGGCAGCGGGCAGGCAGCCAACGGAGCAGAAGGAUCGCAUGGCCCUGGACAUUUCGUUGCUGAAGAAGCAGUACGACCGAUUGAGGGAGCGCCAGAAGCAGGCACACGUCAUCCUCACCACCGCCUGCUCCACGGCAGCGCGUCAGGGAGCGGCACCCAACACUGCCCUGCCCUCGGUGACGGUUAAUCAGCUGCUCCUCGGCCGCCCGGCCAUCAUCACCAACAAGGGCAAGAGGGUGAGUGCUCCGCUGGGAGCCAUACCACCUGCCAGGAAGCCCUCCCUCCCGGCUGUGCUGCACACCAAACCCUCCGCGGAGAAGACGCUGCGACGCGGGGAGACGCUGCUGUGGCGGGACACGGAUGACACUCGCAGACGCCGCGACAGCCUCACCUGGAAAGAGAUCAAAGCGGAUCGAGCCAUGAUGCGUGAGGGCAGCGUAAAGACGCUGAAGGCGCCGAAGCUCCGCUCGCGAUUGGGCAAGAGCGACAGCUCCUCGUACAGCGAGGACAGCGAUGGCGAGCAGGAGGACGAACGCCCCGGCGGCGGCGGAUCCAGCACGGACACCAGUCUCUGCGACGACGAUGAUCCCAAGUCGACGGAGAAAAGUCCCAAGCAAAAGGCGAGGCUGGCGCGCAAGCUGAAGGAGAAGACGCAGCUGUCGACGGGGUCACGGGAGGCAAGCUUGGAGCGCCAGAGACCCAAGUCCUGGGCACCCAGCUCCCAUGAAAUACCCUUCAUGCUGAUGGGCACCGAGAGUGGGGAUGAGAAGGAGUCGGCAGCCAAAGAGGAGGCGGCAGUUGCAGCGGAAAGUGCCAGCAAGCUGGAGCCACUGCAUCUGCUGGUGGACUUGGAGAUUCCUGGCAUCACCAGCACCAGUCAGCUGUCGCCGAUGCCGGACAUGGCCAGCUAUCUGGGCACGAGCUGCAUCAGUCCGCUUCCAACGCCCCGGCCGGUGUCCAUCGAUCCCUUGGCCGCUGAGGCAGCAGCUGGAGAGGAGCAGGCCGAUGAAUCCACUGCCCGCGUGUUCGAUGUCAGUGACGAUGGCGUUACCAAUCAGUAUUUCGAGCGGGUCAACAGUGCAGAGCGUCCGAACCGCCUCGAGCUGUCCUACUCCCUCAACGAAGAGGAAACGGACGCCCGAGCGGUGUACAUGGAGCAGCGGGCGCAGGUGGAGGGACAGAGCGGUGGGCAGGAGUCGAAGGCAAUGCCCUCGCCUCAGCUGAGGGAGGAGCCUGUGGAUGAUACGGAUGACAAAGUGCCACAGAUACGCGAUGACAACAUUCCCGGCGAAAACAAAGACGACUACAAGGAGGUGUUGAGCAUGACGAUAGAGUCCCACAAGCCGCCGCCUCCGACAGCCGCCAGUCUGAGCAAUGCCAGCCGAAAGCGUAACGAUCCGCGGCGCAAGACGCUGACCAGAUCCUCAACGAUUGAUAUUGAAGAGCGUUUCCAGGCGCUGGAGCAUCGCUUCAGCCAGGAACAGUCCUGUGAUAAGCCCAAGUAUAUUCCCAGCACGGCCGCUUUAGAGGAGCGAUUCGAGACCCUGGAGAAGCAGCUGAGUGCCGAGAAGCAGCGCAAGGAGCUGGAGGAAGAUCCAUUUCCUGGAGUGGCUGAGAAAUCCGAGCGAAUUCCAACAACGGCCGAUCUCGAGAGCCGUUUCAAUGCCUUAACCAAGCAAAUGAGUUCCAGUGAAUCAAGUUCCAAGGCACCCAUCGACCUGGGCGACGCAGAGCAGUCCAGCAGUGGAAGUGGCGCGAAGGAGCAAAAGGACAGCGAAAAGACCAGCAAACUCCACAAAUCAGAGGACGCCCAAUCAGAGGCAAAGGAAACUGCAACAACACCCAAAAGUGAAAGCAGCAAAGGAACGGAAAAGGAUAAGAGUAAGGAGGAGAAGGAAGCAGAACAGCCACGCCUUAGGAAACUGCCCUCGACAGCCGAGCUGGAGGAUCGUUUCAAUGCCCUGGAGCGGAAGAUGAGCGUCCAGAAGAGUAGCCCAGCCAAGACCAAAAAGGAGCCGCCCGAUGAAGAGCCAGACAAGGAGGAACCAAAGACCCGAAAAGAAACAGAGGAGGAGAAACCCAAAGAAAGUCCGGCCUUAAAGGGUGCCGAAGAAAGCGACAAGCAAAGUGAAACUGUUAAGGCUAAGGACAAAACACCCACGAAGACGCCCGAAGAAAAAGAAACGUCUCAGAAAGUGGAAGCCCCUGCCGGAAAGGACAAGCCCGACAAGACAGUGGAAUCAGAGGAGGAGCUGAAAAAGAAACCGGAACCCGAAAAGGUAGAAAACUCACCCACAACGCAGAAGGAAACUCAAGAAGAAUCCGUAAAGACUCCACGCAAGUCGCCACCAUCCACAGAGGAGUUGGAGAAGCGUUUCAAUGCACUGGAGAAGCGACGGAGCACAACCAACCUGGAGACGUCCAAAGAAGCUGAGCCAGCAAAAUCCACAGCCAAAGAUCAAAAGUCGACAGAAGCGCAGACUCGAAAGGAAGCUGAGACUCCGCCAAAGGAAGUCAAGGCGAUGAAAACCUUCGAUGAAAAGCUAAAAGAAGUGAACACUUUGCUGACAAACGAUCCAAUGAAAUCCGAAGAGGAAGUUCGAGCUGAGGAGAAGCGCAAGGGUUUCGAGGAGAGAUGCAAGAGUGCCAGCAAGACAUUGGAAGCCAAGGAAGUGGAUGCAGAACCUCCAACAAAGAACAUUAAGGAAUCUUCUGACCCUAAAGUAGAAAGUAUUCCAGCAAAGAAAACUGAGGAAACCGCACAGAAAGAUCUCGGCAAGCGACGUGCUUCGGAGCCGCCUUCUACAGAGGAUCUGGAGAAGCGCUAUGACACUCUGACACGUCGCAUGAGCAGCAGGAAUCAUUUGUCCACUCAAAGCGAGACGGUGAACCAGGCACUCGAGCGGAUCGAACAGGAAGUCAUCUCAGAGAGCGGAGAGGAACGAGCGGGGGAGAAGAAACAGCCGCCGUCCACAGCGGAUUUGGAGAGCCGCUUUGAGGCGCUGCAUGGCAAGGAGAGCAAGGAGACCAAGGCCAAGCCCAAGUCCCCGCCCAAGCUGGUGGAUGUAGCCAUUGAGGCGCAUAUACCUGAGCCGCCACCACCUCCACCACUGCCACCGGCGGAGCUCAGGAUACUGGCGGCGCCCACACUACACCAGCAGCAGGCACUCAUCGAAGAGCUGCAGAGCAAAAUGCAGGGACAAACACCGGGAGAGGAGAACCUCAAGCCCAGCCAGAUCAAUCCAAAGAGGAAGCAACAGCAGCAGCAGCAGCAGCAGCAGCGACAACGGCAGCUGCAAAUGCAACAGCGACCCACAACGAUGGGCGAUGAGACCUCGGAAGCACCUGCAAACACGGCUUACUACAGAUCGGGAAAUUAUGAACCCUGGCAGCAGCGAACGGUUCGUCGUUUCUCCGAUUUGCCCUCAAGGGCCGAUCUGGAAAACCGACUACAAUUCCUGGAGAAGCAAUUGUACAAGAAAUUCUACAAGCAGCGCUGUGCAAGUGAUUCCGAAGUUGCAUCGAAGUCGAAUGUCCGCGAGUGCAGUGCUGAUGGGCCCAGCACAUCGCGCCAGGCACUGGCCGAAGGCCAGCUGGAGCAGCGUGUCCUGGCGCUGGAGAAGCAGCUGAGCGAGAACAGUCUCAAGUUGCUGGAAGCCAUGCGCGAGAAGUCAGCGGCGGCUGUGGCAGCUGUGGUGCCUGUUGUGGCGCCCCGCAGCGAUGACAGCGGCUCGCCGCGUCGGCUGAGCACGGACACAACCGAUGCCACCACCGGCAAGGAGCUGGUGCGCUACACGCAGAACUUUGGCGAGCUGGAGGAACUGGACUCCCACAAGCCCAUCAACAUCAGCAUCAACAUCAAAAUGAUGGUCAACAAGGACACGGAACGGAAGAGGAGCGAGUCCAAGCCCACCACAGAGGAUCUAGCACGACGCCUCGAGCAGUUGGAGGCGCAGUUGGUGGAGGAGAGAGCCAAGAACGGCACCGUCAUACCAGAGAAUGAAACUCUAGAGGCACCACAGAUGGAAGAUGAAGCCUCCAAAAAGCAGGAGAAGGACUGCCACAACCAGAAUGUCAGAAGCGAUGAGACGGUUAGAUUGGAGGACGCUCCGCCAGAGACCAUUGAGCCGGAGACGGUGAAGGAGACCAAGACCCUGGAAAAUGAGGAGAUAGCCCUGGCCCGUGCCAAAGAGGUAGAAGUCGAUAAAACAGUCAAAGAGGAAGUGGUUGAGCCGAAAGUUGAGGUGCAAGAAGAUAAUCCCAAGCCGGAAGAUGUCAUCAAACCCGAAGUUGCUGAAGAAACCUGCACCAAAGAUAUCAAAACCCUUCCAGCUGAGAAAGAGAAACCAAAAGUCGAAGCAAAACAAUGCUGCUCAGAUGAGGAAACCAUCUCGAAAGAGUCCUCCAAACAGCAGCCAGAAAAGACCCCAACUAGCAACGAUUUCUCCAAGGAAGUGCCAGAGAAGGUGGCAAUCGAUGACAACGAUAAGGGAUUACCUGUGGAUGGGAACAACAAGACGGUGGUGCUGCUCAUGGACAAUGAGCCAAAAACCUCAAGACUCAGACGCCUGACCAGAGCCAACACCGAAGAGCUUGAAGAUCUGUUUCAGGCAUUGGAAAAGCAGCUCAGCGAACGGAACCUAGUCAAGUCCGAGGAUGGUCGCUUGGUACGAGCUGAGAGCAAGCCCUCCACCGAGCAAGUGGAGCAGGCGCAGGCCAUUACCGAUCUGACCAAAGAGAUUCAGGAUUUCGCCAGUGCAGACCCCGAAGAAAAGCUGGAAAAAGAGCCAAAAGCAGACAAGUUAGAGGCAGAGCUAGAUGCGGAGGUGGAAGAGCCAAACGACUAUGACUGGGGACCCAACCCGGUCAAGCAUCACCUGAAACGGAAAACUGUCUACUUACCCUCGACGAAGGAGCUGGUGGCCCGAUUUCGUUCGCUUGAACGUCAAAUAAAGCUGCUCGAGGAUGUGGAAAAGAUCGAUGUGGAGCAGCGGCUGAAGGAAAUCGAGCGCAGGAUCAAGCUGCAGUACUCGCUCUCCCACGAGAAGGACCUCAACAAGUAUCUAGAGCUGUGCGAGGGCAAGGGCCUGGACGAGCUCGAAGUUGAGGAGACGCCAUCCAAGGAGGAGCCACCCGCACCUCCAGCCAACCAACGUUCGCGCAGUCCUGCACGGAAGGUGGCCACCAAGUCGCCGUACACUUCCCCAUCGCGCAAGACAGCCACCAAGUCGCCGUACACUUCUCCAUCGCGCAAGGCCUCCAGCAAGUCCCCGUAUGCCUCGCCCUACACAUCUCCGUACACAUCCCCGUCUCGUCAGCGUCAGAAGACGUCGCCGCAUUCAUCGCCGACGCGAGUCGCAUCCGAAAAGAAGAUGAAGCGAAGUCCCUACACCUCGCCAGUGCGUCGCCAGGCGCAUCCCAAUGAUCUGCCCAUCUCCGAUGAUCUGGAGUACAAGUAUCGAGUGCUCGAUCUGGUGCGUUCCAAGUCGAAGGAGAACCUGGCCAGGCGCAUGAACGAUCCCAAUCGAAAGCCGGCCAUUCAUCCGCUCGAAAUGCUGCUGGAUCCGAGUCCCGAUGGCAGCGAAAUACCCACAACCGGGGAGCUGGAGCAUCGCAUUCGCCUGCUGGACGAGAAGCUCAGGUCGCCUGUCCGCCCCUCCCGACACAAGUCUCGCUCCCGCUCCCCCACCAUCGAGGACAUGAAGCGCAAGAAGAUGCUGGAAGAGCAGCAGCCCCGCACGCCGGUGCACAACCUGGAACGUCUGGUCAGCUCUCCGGGCAGGCCGGAGCCCCCAACGGCCGAGGAGCUGGACGUGCGCAUGCGGGCCCUAGAGGAGGAGCAUAGCUUCGACUUCAAGACACAAAAGGACUACAAGGCCUUUAACCAAAAGCUCAAGGACGUCAUAUCGCCGUCGGUCUCCUUUGAGGAGUUCAAGGCGGCCAAGUCGCGCGAACAGAGUCCUCGCCGUGGGGGUGCCACCACGCCAAAGUCUGCCCUGCGCCGCGAUGACCCCGAUGAUUACUCCACGCACACGCACACAAGCACGCACUAUCGACCCACCAGUCCCAAGGUGAUACGGUUCCGGGACGAGGACGAGGACUACUUUGAGGAGGCGCCGCGCCCAAAGUCACGACAGUCCAGCGAACGAAUGGUGGGCACCACAAAUGAGGUUUUGGCUUGUUUCUCGGAGAAUAUUAAAAUUCUUCAACGUAUUCUUAAGAAGACUCUUGCAGAUCAGCCAUCAAGCAUCCGCAGCUACAGCAGCAGCUCCACAGAGGCUCUAGAUGCUCUGGGCAGUCGCCUCAUGAGGGAAACAUCUCCCAUCACACGCACUGGAACGCACACGGGCGUGCCGCUGAGGACAACAGGUGAGAACAUCAACGAUCGACUCAGUUCCAUCAAGAACACCAUCAAGUCCAUCGACACGCUGUGUGAGGAGAAGCCCUACCAGAAGGAGAAGUGCCAGCGAUACAUCGACUCGCUGUUCUCCGACUCGCUGUAUUUUGCAGCCAAAAAGAGCUCGGCGGAGGAUCUCGCCCACAGUCGCAGCGAGAGUCGGGGCCGGACCAUGCAACGGUCCAGCGAUUAUACGCCGUCUAUAAGGAUAACAUCGGAGCAUCGUUCGCUGGGCUCGGCCGAGUCCCGGCGCUCGUUGAGCCCGCUGGGCAGGGACGUGAGUCCGCUGCAUCAUCGCUCGCAUCGGGACCUCAGCAGGGAUCUGUCGCCGCGCAGGCGGCGCGAGCAGGAGGAGCGGGAGGAGCGCGAGAGCAGUAGGGUAAGACGUGAUAAUAUGUUGCCAAAUUAUUUUGCUGAUAAUCGUAGCGAACUAAGUAGCGGGAGUAGUUUAACAAAGUUUCACAAAGUAGAUAGACAACUAGAAGAGACGUGCGCCAAGUACGCGGACGAUCGACGCUCGGCCUGCAGAACACCGUUGAGCUCACCAUACGAGACCCGAUCCACAGCCACACGGCAAACCACCAACUACAACUACAACUACAACGCCACAACAACAACAACAACAACAACAACGACAGGCACAGGCACAGGCAGCACAGCAACGGUUACCGAUAGCAGUUUCCCCCGGCCCGUGUCACCCUACCGACAGCCCUACGAUCCAUACAGGCGUCCAAAUGCCCCUGCUCCCGCCUACCAGCCAGCCAAGCUGGAUAUCCGCCACACCACGGUGACCUCGACCUUCUAUGAUCGCUUCCUCACGGAGAAACAAAUCGAGAAACAGACCCUCUCCCGCCCGCCCAGCCGUUCCCCGGUGGUGUCGCCCUCGAUCACCGCCAAGAGCUAUAGCGAUCUCUACCAAUCGGUCUCGACCACGAGCAGCACCUCCACUCCCAUAACAACCACCACCACUGGCGUCACCUCAUUCAUGUCCAGCAGCUAUGCAGGCCCCUCCUCAUUCUCCCUGCCCGGCGGCAGCAAUUACUCAUAUCUCAGCACGCACACGGCCGCAGCCGGGAAAUCUCUUUCGCCUGGCGGCAGCAGUUCCUCCGAUCUGCGGCUGCGUAGCACCGACAACUUGCUUGCUUCAACCACAACAUCCGCUUCAGCCAGCACCACGACAUCGAUCUCUUUUGUGCCCUACUGCUUCGCCAGCAGCUUGGGGAGUCGCUUAAGCGAACCCAUUACCAGCACUAGUGCGAGUCAGACCACCACCAGCUCUCUGACCUACUCCACGGGGGUGUACAAUCCCAUGAUGUCGUUCACUUUAAGGGAACCCUUGACCAGCAGCUCCCUGGGCGGGACGGGUACUUCCUCUCUGCUCGGUCAGUAUCAGUUUAAGAGUAGCUUCAGCUCAGGCUACACCCCCAAGACACCAACUGAACAGGACAAGCCAUAGAGAGAGAUACACCACACCAAUUGAUCGUUAACCAAAGGUUGUCAUUAACAAAAAACUCGUAUCACACACACACCUAACCUCACUCCGCAUAUGGACCGUUUACAGAGUCAACUGUGCAGCUGUUCGCACUCAAAAUCAAAACAGAUCAAGCUCAAAAAACAUUUAAAACAUCACAGGAGAAGAACAAGCGUAAGGCAACACCAUAAAGCAAUAUAUACACACACACACACGUACAUAAAUCUACAUAAAUAUAUAUACAAGAUACAAACUAUGAAAUUCCGAUAUUUACUCUUCCACAAAUUGUUAAGGCGAAAACUUUGUGCACCAAACCAUUUUGGCUUCUUGCAACUUACCUCAUCUACACAUUGACAGCACAUCAGGCAAACUUAGCAAACGAUUUUUUAUACAAUCUACUAUAUAUAUAUCUACCUACAUAUACUAUAUAUAUACAAGAAAAGCAAAGAAUAUACCUAUCGGAAAUUAUAACCAAAGUGUGAAGAGGAGGCAAAGAAAUGUUACGAGUAUCUUACUUACAGCAUCUUUUUUCAGCGUUACAACAAGUUUAGCUAAUUCAUUUAAACUUUAAUGAAAUGUUUCUGAAACAACACUCAAUUAAACUUAAACUUAAACCCCAAACUUUUUCUUAAAUAUUGUCUAACAAAUACACUAAUAUACAAAAUACACUAGCCAAUCAAAGAACACAAACAACAAACAAAACAAAGUUAUGCAACGGUGUAAAACUCUAAAAUGCAUUUUUGGGCCGAGUUAGUCGUGGAAACAACAAAAAAAGAAACAACAAAAAACAUUAAUCAAAGAAUGUUAACUGACUGACACGAGCCGUAAUAUUAGUUUACCAAAACAUUGUUAUAUAUAUGUAUAUGUAUACCUAUACCGCGAUUCCGAAUGAUGUAUAUUAUAUAUUGAAUCAUAUAUCGGUUGCAGUUGUUGAAUUCCAGUAAUGAGAAAAACUCCACCUUGAGUCGGAGUCCCAGUAAAACG